This is a messenger RNA of Hyposmocoma kahamanoa, 2130 nucleotides long. It is a transcript of the gene PpD3, whose product is annotated as serine/threonine-protein phosphatase 5. Bases 50 to 1522 code for a protein of 490 amino acids. NCBI's taxonomy places the organism in Eukaryota, Metazoa, Arthropoda, Insecta, Lepidoptera, Cosmopterigidae. The record is from RefSeq and is a predicted model, not a curated record. Gene Ontology annotation, cellular component: cytosol; nucleus. Gene Ontology annotation, molecular function: protein binding; protein serine/threonine phosphatase activity. The transcript has 9 exons.
UUUUUAAUUCGAAGAACUUUAAUUUUGUUGAUUAUUGAAUCUUGAAGAGAUGUCUGAAAACGAGGAAAUUGCUGGUACGAUCCCCCAAGAGGAUAUAGAAGCAGCGGAGAAAUUGAAAAACGAAGCGAACGAGCUUUUUAAAAAACAAAAUUACAACGGUGCUAUUGAAUUGUAUACACAAGCUAUAAAGAAGAAUUGGAAAAAUGCUGUGUACUUCGCCAAUCGCAGUAUAUCGAAUUUGCGGCUGGAAAACUUUGGGUACGCUUUGAGUGAUGCGUCGAAAGCUAUUGAAUUGGAUAAGACGUACACUAAAGCUUACUACAGACGAGCCGCGGCGCAUAUGUCUUUAGGAAAGUACAAACUAGCGCUUAAGGAUUUUGAAUAUGUAACCAAAGUUAGGCCAAAUGAUCAAGAUGCUAAACUUAAAUACUCGGAAUGCAAUAAAAUAGUGAAGAAGAUAGCAUUCGAGAAAGCUAUCUCUGUGGAUAAGAAAGAGGUUAACAUUGCUGACUCUAUCAAUUUAGAUGUUAUGACUAUUGAAGAUGAAUAUGAAGGACCAGCUUUGGAAGAUGGCAAGGUCACCCUCAAAUUCGUCACUGAACUUAUGGAGUACUAUAAACAGCAAAAGAAAUUACACAAGAAAUACGCUUAUAAGAUUCUAAUCGACGUAAAAUCGUACCUCCAAACACUGCCCUCACUUGUUGACAUUAAAGUACCGGACAACCAGAAAUUUACUGUCUGCGGAGACAUCCACGGACAAUUCUAUGAUCUUAUGAACAUUUUUAAACUAAACGGCCUACCAUCGCAAGCCAACCCGUAUUUAUUUAAUGGCGACUUCGUAGAUCGAGGAUCGUUUAGUGUGGAAUGUAUCUUCACAUUGUUCAGUUUUAAACUCCUCUAUCCUGAUCACUUUUACAUGUCAAGAGGCAACCACGAAACCCUGGACAUGAACCGUAUGUAUGGAUUUAGAGGCGAGGUAACCUCCAAAUACUCGUCGCAAAUGGCAGACCUUUUCACUGAGGUGUACAAUUGGCUGCCACUAGCUCACUGCAUCAACAACAGGGUGCUUGUCAUGCAUGGUGGAUUGUUCUCGAAGGAUGACGUCACACUUGAAGAUAUUAGAAAGGUCGAUAGGAAUAAACAACCUCCUGAGGAUGGUAUAAUGUGUGAGUUGCUCUGGUCCGACCCUCAACCGAUGCUCGGCCGGGCGCCAUCCAAACGAGGCGUGGGCUGCCAGUUCGGCCCGGACGUGACCACCAACUUCCUGCAACGAAACGGCCUGGACUACGUCAUACGCAGUCACGAGGUCAAGAACGAUGGUUACGAGGUCGCACACGACGGAAAGUGCAUCACUGUGUUCUCUGCGCCUAAUUACUGUGAUACAAUGGGCAAUUUGGGUGCGUUCAUCACAAUGAAUGGCAAAGACCUCAAACCAAACUUCACUACUUAUGAAGCUGUGCCACAUCCCGAUGUGAAACCAAUGGCUUACGCAAACUCCUUCCUCAGUAUGCUUUGCCAAUGAUGGUCUUAUUUCAAAGCAUACAAAACAAAGCUACAUGGCUGAGUGAGCAAUAUUUUUUUUCUACUAUUAUGCAUUUAAUAAAAAUAUAGCCAUAGACAUGGAGUGUACAAUACGUCAGCGCCCUAAACUUGUAACUUGAUAGUUGUAAUGGACGGUAUUUAUAGAAAAUUAAGUAAUAAACCAGCCUGCGACACUACAAGUCUCCGUAAUGAAUUGUUUAUUGAAACACGGUCUAUUACAGACUGGUUUAUUAUUUGUUACUCGAGUUGAAGGUAAUAAACAUAACAGAGGGAAAUGGCAAAUCCUGUACUUUCGAAAAGCAAUAAUGGUCUACUGACAUUGAAACAAACCGAAUGAGUUUCGAAAUGUACAGAACACUGAACGUCUGGCUGACUUUAGAGUUAAACCAUGAGGCUCGUGCUCGAUCAUUGUAAAAAAAAAAUCAAUUUAGCCCGGAAUUGGUCGGCCUAGUGAGUUACGUGGGGAACAACAAACAUGAAGAUACUUGAACUAUACUAUUAGGCGUGAUCAAGAUCAUAAUUAUUUACCAAACAUUUCACGGCUGUGCACGGUCACUUCUAAAGGAUUAUUGACUUCCGCAAAACACA